Molecule: messenger RNA, 1005 nt
Organism: Ceratotherium simum simum (southern white rhinoceros)
Lineage: Eukaryota; Metazoa; Chordata; Mammalia; Perissodactyla; Rhinocerotidae
Gene: FAM163B
Product: family with sequence similarity 163 member B
Source: RefSeq, a predicted model, not a curated record
CGCGCGUGCCGCUCGCAGGGAGCCAGCCUGGGCGUCCGGAGCCGCGACCGCAGCCGGAGCUGGCAGGGGGCUCCCGCCUGGGCACGCAGUCGCUUCCCGCGGACCUCUGGGGCCUCUCCAGCGCCCGCCUCGCCCGCCCGGCCCCAGCAGCGCCGCAGCCGUGGCCUGGGCUUGAGCGGUCGCUACUAGCUGCUCCCUGCCCAGGACGGACGCCGGACCGCCCGGUCACGUGCGCCCAAGUCCUCGGCCGGCCGGGGCAGCGCCGUUCCCAUGGUUCAAGGCUGUUGAUGGAGAAGGGGGCGGAUGACAGCCGGGACGGUGGUCAUCACCGGGGGCAUCUUGGCGACUGUGAUUCUACUGUGCAUCAUCGCUGUCCUGUGCUACUGCCGGCUCCAGUACUACUGCUGCAGGAAGGAGGAGUCUGAGGAGGACGAGGAGGAGCCUGACUUCGCCGUGCACUCACACCUGCCCCCGCUGCACUCCAACCGCAACCUCGUGCUCACCAACGGGCCCGGGCUGGCGCUCUACCCUGCCGCCUCCACCUCCUUCAGCCAGAAGUCCCCGCAGGCCCGUGCCCUCUGCCGCAGCUGCUCCCACUACGAGCCGCCCACCUUCUUCCUGCAGGAGCCGGAGGACGAGGGCGUGCGCAACGGCGGGGAGCGCGUGGCCUACGAAAGCAUCAACCAGGAGGACAUAGAGCUGCCGCCCGGGAGCUUCGGGGGCCUGCAGGCGCUCAACCCCAACCGCCUCUCUGCCAUGCGGGAGGCCUUCUCGCGGAGCCGCAGCAUCAGCACCGACGUCUGAGCCGUGCCCCGCACCCGCCCUGCAGGUCCUGAGACCAUGGUGGGGUCCCCAUGGUGCGCCUGCCCAGCUCCGGGCCUGAACUGGGGCUUGGCCCGGCCUUCCUUGCAUCCCUGUCUUCAGAGGGCCCCGUCGGGGAGAUCCGGGGCUCCCUGCAAGGAUAAGGCCCAGUGAGCACAAGCGUGGCUGCUGGGGGUAGGGGUC